UCUCCAGCCCUGCCUGGCACCAAAUCCCCACUAAACACCCAUGUGGCUGACUCCUGCUGUCUCCCUCUGACUUCCCCUUGUCUCCUCUCUUCCUCCAUCUCUCUCUACGUCUUCUUUUUCAUCCCUCUUAUCAGUCUUUGAUCCGUCUGGCCUCGUCCGUCUGACCUGGUGAAAAUCAAAGAGGGUGACACCAGACACAGCGAAUGAUGCGUGAAUACAAGUUAGUCGUCCUGGGCUCUGGAGGCGUGGGCAAGUCUGCUCUGACUGUACAGUUUGUUCAGGGGAUUUUCGUGGAGAAAUAUGACCCGACAAUAGAAGACUCAUACAGAAAGCAAGUGGAGGUGGACGGGCAGCAGUGUAUGCUGGAAAUUCUGGACACUGCAGGGACGGAACAAUUCACAGCCAUGAGAGAUCUGUACAUGAAGAAUGGCCAGGGCUUUGCGCUAGUGUACUCCAUCACAGCCCAGUCCACCUUCAACGAUCUGCAAGACCUACGAGAACAGAUCCUCAGAGUCAAAGACACUGACGAUGUUCCGAUGAUUUUGGUGGGUAAUAAAUGUGAUCUGGAGGAUGAGCGUGUUGUGGGGAAGGAACAGGGACAGAACCUGGCCAGACAGUGGAGCAGCUGUGCUUUCCUGGAGUCCUCCGCAAAGUCCAAGAUCAACGUCAACGAGAUCUUCUAUGACCUGGUCAGGCAAAUCAACAGGAAAACCCCAGUACCUGGGAAGACACGCAAAAAGUCCAACUGUCAGCUCCUCUAAUACACAGCCGCUCUGUCGCACUGAGCCAGGUCUGAUUUGCUGCUGUCUCUCUCAGCAGUGCCAGCAUUCCGACGUGACUAAAACCUAACAUGGAAUGGACUUUCCUGUGUGGUGACGCCCCCUUUAACACCCAACAACCAACAAACAAACCGACCAACGGAUUCAACGCUACAAAUACAUCAGAGUUUUUACACACAGAUUAACCAUUAUCACUCUCCAGUGUCACGAGAACUAAGAUUUCUACUUAGCAAUAUAGAUAUUCCAACUGAAAUGGAAAAAUUAAGUUCAUAAAAUAAUAAAGUAAAACGAAAUAGGUAAAUCAGUCAAUAUGAACCGAAAUAAAAAUCCCGAUCCCCUUACACACAGUGUUAUUGCUAACGGAGACAGUAGCCGUAGAAACGGAAUGUCUAACCAGAAUGUGCACGUUGCCACGGUGAUGCGGUAUUUAUAAGCACCUCUAUAUUAGCCAGAGAGAAAAAGACAAAGUCCCCCAAAGAGGCACCUAUAUAGUUCAGUUCAUACAGAUAACUUGCUCCUGGGGGUUUAUUUUCUAACUUUUUAUUUUUAUUUUCCUUCGAUCAUUCAACAUCAUUUCUCUGUCUUUUUCUGUCUUUUUAUUUUAUUU
Messenger RNA from Oncorhynchus mykiss (rainbow trout), 1386 nucleotides. Lineage: Eukaryota; Metazoa; Chordata; Actinopteri; Salmoniformes; Salmonidae. The record is from RefSeq and is a predicted model, not a curated record.